Microtus oregoni (creeping vole) is the source of this 903-nucleotide messenger RNA. Its product is annotated as CKLF-like MARVEL transmembrane domain-containing protein 2B. Bases 1 to 903 code for a protein of 300 amino acids. The record is from RefSeq and is a predicted model, not a curated record. The transcript has 6 exons. Lineage: Eukaryota; Metazoa; Chordata; Mammalia; Rodentia; Cricetidae. Gene Ontology annotation, cellular component: membrane.
AUGGCCGCGCCUGCGCCUCCACCUGCGCCUCCGCCUGGGCCUGGACCUGUGCCUCCGCCUGGGCCUGGGCCUGGGCCUGGGCCUGGGCCUGGGCCUGCGCCCGGGACUGCACCUCCGCCACAAAUUCAGCCCAAGGAUGAUGUAGGCACAAGAAAAGGGUUUCGACGCUACAAGUGGGAAUUCAAAGACAGCAAUAAAGAGUUCUGGACAAUGGGACAUGCUGAGGUCAAGAUCCUGUGUUUGGGUUGCAUGAUCGCUGGAAUAAAACUCUUCGAAACAGUGGCCACACACCCCAUCCUGAUCCUGCUCCUCACUAUGGAAGUGUCCUUCUUUGCUUUCUUCAUGUUCCUUUACAGCUUCGCCCUUAACAGAUACAUACUCUUUGUCUACUGGCCCAUGACUGACCUCUUCAACGAUCUCUUCGCCUGCGGGUUUCUCAUAGGCGGCAUAGUCUUUGCUUUGAGGGCUAGAAGAACGAUGCCAGACGCCUACGUUGCAGCUAUGAUCCUUAUGGGAAUUGCCGCAUUUUUUGCUGUGGUUGACCUAUGUCUUCAAAGGAGACAUCUCAAAGGCAAGAAGAUCCGAAAGUAUGCUCUGCUUGCUCCAGACAAGAAUGGCAAAAUGCCGGACCCAAAACUACAAGCAAUGCUGGAGGCCAAAGAGGAAGAGGAGGCACGGCAAAUCCUGUGCCUCUCGGCAGCAAUCCUGUGUCUCAUCGAUGCCUUGUUGGUCUCCAAUGAGAUGAGGAAAAACAGGAAAAAAGCCCUGAGACUGAAGGCCUCGCUAGAACCAGUGGGGCUCCGCGCAUUCUGCCGCGUGGAGGGUGGGAUGUUCCGCAUCUGCAGGGGUGGGGCGAUCCUGCUGGUCCACGAGAUGAGGCGGGCUCGCACUGACCAAGCAUAG